AUGGCUUGUUCAUCCAAGAUUAAUGUCAUCAUGGCUCUUGUUAUGAUUGUAACAUUAGUGUCAAUUGGACAAGCCACAGCAGCUCGUCGUCUUCAGCAAGCUGGUGGUCUUCCUGGUUUCCCCUCAUACCCUUUGCCUACAACCCCAGGUUUUCCUACUCCAUCUGUUGGUGGCUUCCCCUCAUUCCCUAUGCCUACAACCCCAGGUUUUCCUACACCAUCAGUUGGUGGCUUUCCAGGCCUCCCAAGUUUUCCAUUCCCUGCUCCAUCUGAUCCCAAUGUUCCUGCAAAAACCACUACUCCUUGA
This is a messenger RNA of Capsicum annuum, 306 nucleotides long. Its product is annotated as non-homologous end joining protein Ku-like. The record is from RefSeq and is a predicted model, not a curated record. Bases 1 to 306 code for a protein of 101 amino acids. NCBI's taxonomy places the organism in Eukaryota, Viridiplantae, Streptophyta, Magnoliopsida, Solanales, Solanaceae. The transcript has a single exon.